AUGAAGCAGGAGCUACGUGUGAAUCCGCAAGUCACACUGCACAUGACUCGCUACCCGAGAACGUUCGAAGCCACAUUCGACGGGCGGCGGGACCUUGGCAUCCGGUCUGAGAGAAGUGGGCCUGGAGAGUUGAAGAUUGUUCAGGUCUUGGCGCAGGGUGCCAUCAGCAUUUCCAACCAUCAGUGGGUCGUGCAGCGCAAGUACCACAGAGUCAUCAAGCGCGGUAUGUUUAUUGUGAAAGUCAACGAAACGAGCGAGGCUCAUUUGAUGGAGUCUGAGCUGCGCAAAGCGCAGCAGCUGACGCUCCUGGUCCGGCGAGGACGAGACACGUCUGAGGCGCGCAACUUCGAUGAUUGCUUUGUGCAAACCCUGCAUUACAUCCGUGACUUGGGGGUGUGCUGGGGCUGGCGGUGGCGUCCAGACCAUCCAGGAUCAGCUGCCAAUUCCGACUGA
Molecule: messenger RNA, 453 nt
Organism: Symbiodinium sp. CCMP2592
Lineage: Eukaryota; Dinophyceae; Suessiales; Symbiodiniaceae
Source: the annotation of a GenBank genome assembly